Teleopsis dalmanni is the source of this 867-nucleotide messenger RNA. RefSeq lists its product as uncharacterized. Gene Ontology annotation, molecular function: cysteine-type endopeptidase activity. NCBI's taxonomy places the organism in Eukaryota, Metazoa, Arthropoda, Insecta, Diptera, Diopsidae. Gene Ontology annotation, biological process: proteolysis. Bases 14 to 598 code for a protein of 194 amino acids. The record is from RefSeq and is a predicted model, not a curated record. The transcript has 3 exons.
GAAGUGGCAUAAUAUGAAAAAUUUAUAUAUAACAGUCAUGUCACAUGGACAUGAGAAUGAUAUAAUAUACACAAAAACUGAAGCCUAUAAUAUUCAAGAUACAAUUAUUAAACCUUUAUUAGCUAAUAAAAAUCUGAAAGAUACUCAAAAGAUUGUGUUGGUGAAUGCUUGUCGGGGUGAUAUUGAUCCACGUCUUGAAGAUGAUGAUUUGGAAUAUGUAGAAACCGAUAUGAAUAAUAUUGAUGUAAAAUUAGUCACUUUUUAUAGUUCACAGAGAGGUUACGUUUCUCUUCUACCUAAGGAUGGUGCAGUUUUUAUUAAAGAAUUCUGUGAACAUUUCGAUAUACCAUUCAAUGAAGUAUCAAUGGAAGAGAUCGCUACACGUAUGGAAACAGUUUUACAGAAAAAAAUGGAUUUCUGUGAGAAAGUUACAGACUAUUGUGCAAAACCAGGUGUUCUACAUAAUAUUAAAAUGGAAUUUAAAAAUUUAGUACCUUACAAAUCUCUUUAUAAAAAAUUUUGUAAUCUUGUUGAACAAUUGAAAAUUGCUGCAAAUGACACUCCGGUCAUUAAAGAUAGAAGUUUGAAUUCUAAUUGAAUUCAAACGAUACAAUGUAUAUUGUAUGUAAAUCCACCAUUAAUGCCAUGAAGCUAUACACCAGAACUGACAGGCUACCCUACAUAGCACUAUCUAAUCUCAAAGCAGUCACUAGCCAUACGGGGAGAUAUGCAGAUCUUAGAUCAGUCAUCGAAUAAUCAGCGAAGUUUGUGAUUACAUAAAUUAGUGAAAGAGAAGGAAGAAACUCUGUAGAAGCCCCCAGCAAAAAAAGAGUAAAAGUGUCUAGUUUGCUUUAACUCGAAAAAACU